Molecule: messenger RNA, 3534 nt
Organism: Funneliformis geosporum
Lineage: Eukaryota; Fungi; Glomeromycota; Glomeromycetes; Glomerales; Glomeraceae
Source: the annotation of a GenBank genome assembly
AUGGCAGGAAAUAGCCGGUCAUCAUCACCAAAUUUACAACUUCUUUUAAACCAAAACGAUAUACAAAAUAAUCCUGAACAACAAUCUUCCGAUUCGAGUACAAUGGCAGAUAUUACAACGAAUACGCGAGCUUUACCAACAAGUACGUCAAACUUGAACUCGGCUUCAAACACAAAAGGUUAUAAUAUUUGUCCUGGACCGAGAUCUUCCGCUCUUCGCCCAGCUACCUUAAGGAAGCAAAGGUCACGUAGGCCAUCUUUUCAGUCCGAUCAAGUAACUCCUGAUAUGCGUCCCGUUUUGCAUCUUUUUGAUGUUUUUUCGCAAAAAAUUUAUAUAGAAGGCUAUUUAUGUAAACAGGAUAUUACUAAUUCUAAUAGUGACUGGAUAGAAUAUUACGUGGAAUUAUGUGGUCCUAUCCUAAGUUUUUGGAAAACUGUGAACGAUCCUAAUUCUGAAAUAACAAAAGUAUCUCAAACUCCUUCCGUUUUAAAUAUAUCUUAUUGUUCAAUAGAUUUAUCACAAAAUAAUAGUAUGGAUCAACGAAUGCAUGUGUUUUUUCUUGAUUCUGGCCAGGGAGAAAAUUUCUAUUUACAAACUCCAGAUGAUCAAACUUUAAUAUCAUGGGUUAAUGCAAUUCGUUUAUCUUGCUUUGAAGGUUCAAGAUUACAAGAAGUUUACACGGCAACACUAAUUAAACGUCCCGGACUAAAAGAUUUUGGUAAUGGAACGGUAUUAGUAAAGGGUAAGCUAGAAGGUUAUCUUCAAGUGCAAUUUUCUGGUAAUGUUGAAUCUAAAAAAUAUUGGGUCGUGGUAGCGGAUCACCGUGUUGAAGAAAAAAAGAAAAAAGAUUUAGCAUUUACUAGAGGACAAGCUUUAUUUUAUGAAACAAAGAGAUCCAAAAAGCCAUUCAUGACAGUAGCAAACGUUCUUCAAACUUACGCGAUUUAUCCUGAAAAUCCCUCUCUUAUAGAUAAAACAGUUACUUUUCGUGUUGAAGGCACUCUGUUUCUUACAAAGCCAACUGAAAAUAAACCUGGUGAUUUUGUCAUUUUGACAACUGAUUCACUUAAUGAAGUGACAAAAUGGCUUUUUGGCUUUUUUGAUAGUUUUAAAUUAUAUGGUCGACCAAAAGAAUUAUUAUAUGAUUUUAAAAAUCCAAUUUCUCCCUUUUUUUCUGUACCAACUGGCAGGAAUAACACAAAAUUAUUUUUAGAUCUUAAUGAAAUAGAACAUGUUGAAGUGCAUGAAUCGUUAGCGGAUGUUAAAUCUGUGUUUGCUGAAAUUUUACGUCAAUCUUAUAAUUUACAACAACAACAAUCACCUGAUAAUCCUCAACAAUUACUUACAAGUGUAAAUCAGCAAAAAAAAUUAAAUAUACAAAGUCUUCCUCAGAUUGUGACCGAUGGUUUACCAGAUGAUUAUGUUCUUCAAAGGGCAAUUUCAGUUGAAUCUACUACUACUUCAACAAGUUCAAUUUCUCCUUCUACAUUGAGACCUGCAAGUCAAUCCUCACGCACUAAUUCCAUGACCGGAGGUUCUCAAAAAGGUUCAAUUCCGACUUCGCCCGUAUCACCACAUUCACCUUUAACUCCUAACACUAUGUCAUCACAAGAACAGCCGAAAAAACGAAGUAAAAAACCAGCUAAACAAUUAGCUAGUAGCGAUGAAUCAGAAGAUCAACAAGAUAAUUAUUCACCAAAUGAAAGUGAAAAUUCAGAUGAUGAUGUAUACGAUGACCCAACACUCUUAAAAAAUACACAAGAAAAUUCAAAAAUAAUAGAAAAAAUUAAAUCAGAUGAGCAAAUAAACAUUGGAAGUAGCUUUGGUACAAAUGAAAACAGUGACUUUAUGUCUGAAAUUAUGACUGCUGUUGCUGAACGUAAAGAUGAAGAUGCGUCAACCAAACCUAAAAGGAGAGUUUCAUUUAAAAACCAACCCGCAAAACAGAAAGGCAAAAAUAAGCAAAGACUUGCUCCACUUCCAUCUGAUAGUGAAGAUAGUGGUGAUAGUGAAGAAGAAUCGUCAGUGACAAAGAGUGAUGAAAAUAAUAGUGAUGAAGACAGUAGCGAAGAUUCUAGUCUGAAGAAUAAAAUUUUUAUUACUAAACCAGGUCAUAAAGGAAAUAAUAAGAAAACGAAAGCAAGAACUGUGCCUCAACCAUCCGACAGUAGUGAUGAUAAUGAAUUAAACGAUGAUGAUAAAAAAUUGGGUACACAACCUCAACCUCAAUCAAGAACAUACCGACAAUCUCCUCCUUACGGGUCUGGAUUUAAGCAGCCUCGAGGUAGUAUUAUUUCAAAUAACACUUAUAAUGUUGAUAGAAAUUAUCCACAAGUUCAACAAAAUUUAUAUCCUCAAGGAAAUUUUGAAAACGAUUUAAAUGACAAUAUUCCAUUAGGAAGAAAUCCCGUGCGUAGUCGUAACAUACUUCCUAGUAACAACAUAGCUGCUGAUGAUUAUCAAUUUGAGAUGUCUACGGAAGGUCUAGAUAUAGAUUUUAGUGCGAUAAAUUUCGAUUCUGAGCCUGCGAAUAAUACAAUAGAAAUCGUUGAUAAGAAUAAAAAAGGAAAAAAUGAUAUCAGUAGCGAUGAAUCUGAAACCAAAUCACUGACAUCAGAAGAAGAACCAUUGGCUGCAUUAGUCGAAGAAGGAGUUGGAUUUAACGCUAAUUUUUCUAGACAAAACCUAACACCUAGGUCAAUAUCUCCAAAUUACCUACCUAAUCAAAGAUGGGGAGGACUACCAAUUACAGGCGAUUAUGUGGAAAAUAUGGGUUAUCCUCCGAUAGAUAAUAGGCGUAGUGUGGCGACACCACUCAUUCGAGGUGGCGAAUAUAACGAUGAGGAUUAUAUUGGAGGGCGACCUAGAUCAUUGAUAAACCCUGGACAGAUGAUGGCAGGUCGAAGACGUGUUAGUAAUGGACAAUUAGAUUAUACACGGGAAUCCUUGUAUUUAGAUGAUAGUUAUGAUGAUCGGGGUCAAUUUCAGACACCAAGCCAUUUUCGACCAAUGAGUUUAAUAGAUUCAAGACCACCAUCUCAACAAUUAUCAGCUCGUGAACAAGAAUUUCUCGCUCGGGAGACAGGCGCACCCUUAAUUAAUUUACAGGAGAGACAAAAGGAUCCACAAACCGGAUUAGUUGGAGCCAUUACUGCAAGAGAAAAUCAAAGAAGAGCAAAGGCUAUGAUGGUGGAAAGAGAAAGAGAUCUUUUAUAUAAUCGACAGUCUUAUACUGGACUUCCAAUGGGUGUAGAUCCAAGAUCAAGUAGAUUUCUUGGAAGUCAACAAUAUUUGGAAACAACACCUGGACAAAGAGGUUCUUAUUAUGAAAGCUAUGUGCCAUAUAUACAAUCAGAUGAUGAGGACGACGAUGUUCCUUUGGCUGUUGGUAAUCCCAUUCCACCAACAGUACCGCCGACACAAUCAAGACAAUCUCGUGCUAUGAAGAAUCGGCAAUAUGGCAGAUUUUUUGCUGCAAAUAAUAUUAGAACUUUAUAUUCCAUCUUGGAAAAUAUUUAUAACUUUAAUAUUUAA